UUCCUCGCGUACGAACCUGAGUCUUCGUCCAAUCUCUGCUCCAGACCAAACCCUAACCCUAAUUUAACCCCAAAUCCAGAUCGAAGCCCAAACCCAAACCUUCUUCCCCGCUCGAUCGAUCAUCGAUCCAAUUCGUGGAAGGAAGGGAGAGAGAGGGGUUGAGACUUCAGAGUAGAAAAGGGAUGUCGACAGCCGAAGCAUCAGAGCUGGAGCGUGCCGUCUCCGAGGACGAAGACUUCGACGAUGAUGGCGACAGUGAAGAACUUGACGAUGGCACUGACGGAAGGAACGCUCAUGUGAUACCGCUGGUUGGCUAUCCGAACGCCUCUGCGGCACCCGUCCACGCUCCGGAUCCUAUCCGUAGCGUCGAUCCCGCCGCUGCUCCCCUUAAUGGUGCGAUACCUAUUCAAGUCGUCUCCUUCCCCGCCGCAUCCUCCGGUUCUCCCCUGUUCACGGCCUCGCCCACUAUCCCCAUCCCCGUUUACUCGGCCGACAUCAGCAGGCCCCUCACCGUAGUCACCUUCGAUGAGUCCCGCCGGCUCUUCCAGCGGCUUUGGACCGACGAAGAGGAGAUCAAAAUCCUGCAGGGUUUCCUCGAGUUCACCUCAAGGCGGGGAACCACCUUCGCCUCUCACCAGUAUGACACUGGCCCAUUCUACGAGGAGAUCAAAAAGGAACUCCAUUUCGAGUUCACCAAGAACCAGCUCAUCGAGAAACUUCGCCGGCUGAAGAAGAAGUACCGGAACUGUGUCAACCGGAUGCGAUCCGCGGGGAAAGACUUCGCCUUUAAGAGUGCUCAUGAGCGGGCCAUCUAUGAUAUCGCCCGUAACAUCUGGAGUGCCAUAGCAAAGAGGGCGCAGGAGAGCGAUGGCGAAGACCUCAAUAACCCGAAGAGCACUCUUUCGAAUGAGAUAUUUACGGUUCCCGUCAAUGAGGGUUCUUUCGGAUCUGAUAGAAGAAUGCCAAGAUCGAGAAGGCGUGGGGGAGGGAUAGCGCCGGAAGAGGCUGUUGCGACUGUUGUGGCACCCGUAGGAGGAGCCGUCGCAGAGAACACCGCUCCGGUGAACGUGAUGGCUGCACCGGUGGUUUCAUCAGUUUCUACGUCGACUCCGAGCGCCAUUGAGGCGACUGUGAAGAGCUGUCUUUCACCUUUGUUUAAGGAGUUGAUUAAUUCUGCCAUUGGGGGGCCAUUUGCUCCAGGUUUUGGUGGGACAUCGCCAUUCAACCUGUUUCCCAUGAGCCUUGGAGGUAGUUCUUUGGUGGGCUCAGCGGUGCCUGUGGAUGACCAAUGGAGAAGGCAGCAGAUUCUGGAGCUGGAGGUUUACUUGAAGCGGAUAGAACUAGUAACAGACCAUGUCAAAUCAAUGUUGGAGGAGCUCAAGUCUUCAUCCAGCUGAUUACAGGUUCUUAUGCUUCCAUGCUGCAAAUCUGCCACAUGGUUACCGGCUCUGUAGCCCCGGGCCAGGUUGUUAUGCUCAUGCUCAUGCUCAUGCUCAUGCUCAUGCUCAUCUGGAUAGUUCUAACUGUAGCUGGAUUUUGAACUUACUGUGCUUUCACCCUUUGUAGUAAUUUCUACUUUUUCUUACUUCUUUAGCUGUCUCCCACCUCUUGAACAUUCCAAAGGAGAAAUGCCCCACAUGGAAGCUGGCAUCUUUACUUUUAUGGCAAAAUUGGGGUCAUCAUGCUCCCUUAGACAUUACACUAGUGGUAGCCUUUUGACUCCUGCACUAAGCUGAGUUUAUAAGCAUCCAUCAACCCUAUAUAUAAUGGUCUAUUCAAUCCUGCCUAUCCAAACAAAAUGACAAAGUGAAGAUGACAAAGAUCGAUGUGGCAACCACUGAUUGAUUUUGAAAGCUCACCAAAUCAAUUUGGAUGCUCUAGAAUGCACACAACAAUGAUAUAUCAGUGUUUUAUCUCUUUCUUAAAGCAAUUUCUGAUUCUACUUUGUCAAUUCCAGGACCAGCCAGACUCUUCUUUAUAAGGUAUAUCUAACCACCAGCAAUUCAGAUGAUUCUUGUGAUUUCUUUCCCUAGAAAACAAUUGUACAUUUAAACCAUUUUCGGAUUGAGCUGGGUUAUGCCCAGUGUCAGAAAUUCUUCACAAGAGCAUUGCCACAUAGAACCAGUAGAUGUUUCCAAUGCAACUGUUUUGCCUUAUUAGGGAUAAAUUAGUUGUAGAAAUCACAUCUCCAAUUGAAUCAUUCAAACUGUUCUCGGAUUAUCAGAUUGAACAUGUUAUGUUCAGUUUUAGAAUCACUGCACAGGAACAAUUUCACGUAGAACCAGUAGAUGUUUCCAAUGCAACUGUCUUAUUGGGAACAAGUAGUUGUAGAAUCACAUCAACUAUUAACAGGCAAAACCAUUAAAGUAAAAGACAAAUGUCAAUCCAUCAACA
Zingiber officinale is the source of this 2394-nucleotide messenger RNA. RefSeq names its product probable transcription factor At3g04930. The coding region runs from base 183 to 1397 and encodes 404 amino acids. The record is from RefSeq and is a predicted model, not a curated record. Gene Ontology annotation, biological process: regulation of DNA-templated transcription. NCBI's taxonomy places the organism in Eukaryota, Viridiplantae, Streptophyta, Magnoliopsida, Zingiberales, Zingiberaceae. Gene Ontology annotation, cellular component: nucleus. The transcript is spliced from 2 exons.